AUGGACCUGAGCGAAGGGGAUACAGAUUCCCAUGCGCCAAAGCCCUCGGUGAACUCGAAAAUCUAUCGGCCUCUGACCUUUCACACAGGGACAACCCUCAAACCCGUUUCACUCGCGUCGAGGAACAACAACUUGAAAGAGAAACUGCCGAUUCAGAUCAUCGCAGCCCGUGUCGUCAACACCACACCUUUCGCAUGCAUCGGCGCACCCACCCCAGAGGAAGCAGGCUACGAGACGACGAAGAUCAGUGGAGACUACUACGAACACACAAAGACGCGCACGGCGAUAAUCGUGCUUAGUGGAGCAACAGCCAACCAUCUUGACGACCUCGACAACAGCGUCAAUGUGAUCGAAUCCCUUAUAAAAGAUCCACGGCUAGUUCCUGGUCCAGGCGCAACAGAACUAGCGCUAAACAAGUGCAUCGAGGCAAACAGGAGCGGCAUGAGGAAGCUGGUACAACAUGCUGUGAAGCGAACACUCGCUGAGAACGCGCUGGGAGAUGCUAAGGGUAACGAAGUUCUCACUCGGUUGUGGGCCAAGCACGAACAGAAGGGCAGCGAAAUCUGGGGUGUCGAAAUAGCUACUGACUUCAAGAUCCUCGACCUACUAGCCACAAAACCAUGGGCUAUCAACCCCGCAACAAAAGCCGCCAUAUCCGUACUCAGCGUUGACAUCAUCAUCACGAGCAAACCCGUAGGACACAGUCCCUCAACAAGCAAGUGA
Suillus subaureus is the source of this 723-nucleotide messenger RNA. RefSeq names its product TCP-1/cpn60 chaperonin family-domain-containing protein. Gene Ontology annotation, cellular component: chaperonin-containing T-complex. Gene Ontology annotation, molecular function: ATP-dependent protein folding chaperone; ATP binding. The record is from RefSeq and is a predicted model, not a curated record. Gene Ontology annotation, biological process: protein folding. The transcript is spliced from 7 exons. NCBI's taxonomy places the organism in Eukaryota, Fungi, Basidiomycota, Agaricomycetes, Boletales, Suillaceae. Bases 1 to 723 code for a protein of 240 amino acids.